Molecule: messenger RNA, 1738 nt
Organism: Leptinotarsa decemlineata (Colorado potato beetle)
Lineage: Eukaryota; Metazoa; Arthropoda; Insecta; Coleoptera; Chrysomelidae
Gene: Slu7
Product: Pre-mRNA-splicing factor Slu7
Biological process (GO): mRNA splicing, via spliceosome
Cellular component (GO): spliceosomal complex
Molecular function (GO): pre-mRNA 3'-splice site binding
Source: RefSeq, a predicted model, not a curated record
UAUCUGUCAAAUGUUACUUUUGACACAUAUUAAAUAUCUGAACUAUUUAUCUGUUAAUACAGAUUACAGAUAUUUUCAAACAGGCACAACACUGAUAAACUGUUGUGAUAGACAAAUAGGUUAUUACUUUAGACCUAUUUAUAUUUUCUUGGUGUAGUUACCUCAUCUAUAAAGGAAAUGGUUUCCAACAACCAAUGUCUUCCAGUUUCUGAAAUACUGAAGUCAAAAAGUGAAACUGAUGAUGAACCAAAGAAGAAAUCGAGAGAAGACUGGAGGAAGGCCAAAGAGUUGGAAGAAGCUCGAAAGGCUGGAACAGCUCCAGCUGCGGUUGAUGAAGAAGGAAAGGACAUAAACCCCCACAUCCCCCAGUAUAUAUCCUCUGCACCUUGGUAUUAUGGAAAAACUGGCCCUACUUUGAAACAUCAAAGGCCCCAAGAAGAGAAACAAAAAGAAUAUUCUGGGAUAGACGAGUGGUAUGCCAGAGGAGUUGACAGGUCCAAAGUCGUCAUUAAAUACCGAAAAGGAGCUUGUGAAAACUGUGGAGCAUUAACACACAAGAAGAAAGAGUGUAUGGAGAGACCCAGAAAGGUUGGGGCAAAAUUCUCCGGAGCCAAUAUUGCUCCUGAUGAGUACAUCCAAAAAAAUCUCUCAUUGAGUUUUGAUGGAAAACGAGACAGAUGGAGUGGGUAUGAUCCCUCAGAGCAUAAAACUGUCAUUGAAGAAUUCCAGAAAGUUGAAGAGGCCAAGAGACAUUUGAAAGCUGAGAAACUGAAUGCUGAGGAAUCGGAAGAUGAAGAAAAAGACGAGGACAAAUAUGUAGAUGAGGUUGACAUGCCAGGAACAAAAGUGGAUAGCAAACAUAUUAUUGUUUUCAGUUACCAUGGAGAGAAUUUCGUUCGAUUUUCUGGAGACACUCAAAAUCAUGCCAAAGCCCAAUUAUUUGCUUGGGAAGCAUAUGAAAAAGGAGUCGACGUCCAUUUACUGGCUGAACCGACAAAACUUGAGCUACUUAAAAAAGAGUAUGAGAAAAAAAAAGAACAAAUCAAGACCAAAAUUCAGAGCAAUGUUUUGGAAAGAUACGGAGGUGAGGAGCACUUAGAAGAACCUCCUAGAAGUCUGCUGCUCGCUCAAACAGAAGAUUAUAUUGAAUACUCAAGAUCAGGCAAAAUUAUUAAAGGAGCUGAGAAGGAGGUGAUCAAAUCCAAGUAUGAGGAGGAUGUUUACAUAAAUAAUCAUACUUCAGUUUGGGGAUCGUAUUGGCGUGGAGGCCAGUGGGGCUACAAGUGUUGUCAUUCAUUUAUCAAAAAUUCCUUCUGCCUUGGAGAAGCCGGUAGAAAUUCGGAGAUUGUUAAGCCUCACGAGCUGCCAGAAAGUAGAGGUGAUGUGAACGAAGAUAUACCUGAUGAUAAGAAAGGGAAUAGUGAUCGAGAUGAGAGCAGCUCCAGUUCAUCGGACGAAAAAUCUAAAAAGAAGAAACAGAAAAAAGAAAAGAAAAAACUCAAGAAAAUGAAGAAGAAACUGAGGCAAGAAAAACACAUAACCAACAAAAUGGAAGAAACAGAAGAAAUCAUGGAUGAGAGAAAACGACCGUAUAACAGUAUGUAUGAGGUGAAAAAGCCUACGGAAGAGGAGAUGGAACAAUAUUUCAAGAAGCGAAAGAGGGAUGAAGAUCCAAUGAAUCAGUUCUUGUAGAUAAAUAGUUGUGAAUACUCUGUAAUAUAGUUUUUUAUUUUUCAUA